UUGCGCGCGAGACUGUGGAGUCUGUGGGCGGCGCGUGAACGCAGCGUCUCUCCUCUCGCGCGCUGCGAUCGUACAGUGAAUGAAGCUCCAGCGUGGGAAAGACGAACAGGAUACGCGAGGCACUGACAUGGAUCCACUGUAACAUCACUGCAAUAGCUGCUACUGCGUUCUCAACAGAUCAGCGUUCCCUGCACGUUUAACUCGAGCGCGUUUAAAUCCUGAAGACGAUGCGUCUGAUCACAGCCAAAUCACAUCUGUUCUUCGCGCAGCUGUGGCUCAUCUGUCACACAGAUCUGGCCGUGUCGUACCUGAGAGGUCAGCGCAGACUCGCCGAGGACGUCGACUGGUCUUACACAGGCGCCCUGAACCAGAAGCACUGGGCAAAGAAAUAUCCGGUGUGUGGCAAUGCCAGACAGUCUCCCAUUGACAUCAGUGAGGAGUUCACGCAGGUCAGGGUUCAGUACCAGAACCUGCAGCUGGAGAACUGGGACCAACAGACCACUGAAUCCACCACCAUCACCAACGACGGCAAAACAGUGGUAAUCAGUCUGAACGGUCAGUACUUCAUAAGCGGAGGUGGGCUCAGAUCCAGGUUUAAAGUGGGCAGGAUCACGUUCCAUUGGGGCCGAUGUAACGCCACUUCAGACGGAUCUGAACACAGUCUCAACGGAAACAGGUUCCCCCUGGAGAUGCAGAUAUAUUGUUUUGAUGACGAGGAGUUUGAAUCCAUAGAAGAGGCGAUAAGUAGCGGAGGAAAGGUUACUGCUGUAGCUGUCCUUUUCGAGGCCAGCAUUGAAGACAACCAGGACUAUGCAGCCAUCAUUGAAGGGGUAAACAGCGUGAGCCGAUUUGGUAAAAGCAGCCCUCUGGAAGCGUUUUCUCUGCUGGCUCUGCUUCCACAGUCCACCGAAAAAUACUUCAUGUACAACGGCUCGCUCACCGUGCCGCCCUGCUCCGAGAACGUGGAGUGGAUCGUGUUUAAAAACACAGUGGCCAUCUCAGAAACACAGCUGGAGGUGUUCUGUGAGGUGAUGACCAUACAGCAGGCCGGAUAUGUCAUGCUGACCGACUACCUGCAGAACAACUACAGAGAACAACAGCAGCAGUUCAUGGGACAAGUGUUCUCGUCCUACACCGGCACAGAGGAAGUUCCUGCACCCAUAUGCAGCUCUGAACCGCAGAACGUGCAGGCCGACUCUCAGAACUACACGGGUAUGGUGGUGACAUGGGAAAGGCCGCGGGCCGUCUACGACACCACCAUUGAGCGUUACUCAGUCACCUACCAGAGACUGCAGGGCAGAGACCCGCCAAAACAGCAGUAUCUCACAGACGGAGACCAGGAUGUGGGAGCCAUUAUCCAUCAUCUGCUGGCAAACAGUAGCUAUGUUGUCCAGGUGGUGGCGCUCUGCACCAAUGGCUUGACGGGAAAAAUGAGUGACCAGGUUAUUGUGGACAUGCCUCUCGAAGACCCUGUAAAUGAGCCCGAUGCCUUUGGCGAUUUAACAGAAUCAGAGGAAUAUAAUGAGGAAACAUCUCCACCUGCUUCCAAAUCUCCGCCCGGCCGAAACCUCAUCCGUGAUUCCGGAAGUUCCAUCUCCAUCACCACGGCAACGGACCAACCAGGCUUCCUGUUCCCCGUGGUCAGAACGACGCCCAUUACAGUCCGCCGAAAAAUGACAGAGGAGUCUUCACUAUCAUGGUCACCUGACCAAAACAAGAGCAGAAACGAGACCAGACGGCCACUGAACAGACUCCUUCCAGAGGACAGCGGCCUGCUUCCUCACAGCAACAUGCUGGUCACAGACGUCUACUAUGAAGACAGCACCACAAAAACCACACCAGCUCAAGAUCAGGACCAAGAAACUUCAACCUUGACGCCCCAAACUUCAAGCACCACUACUAAAGCGGUGUUAAACGCAACCGCAGCAGCUAAUGCUAGCACUGGAUCGGCCAUAUCAGCGUCUAUGAAGAUCAUUUCUCAGACCACUCAGCCCCUGUUUAAUGCCACAUCGUUCAAUAAUCAAAGGGUAUCAAUGGUUCACAAAGCCUCAAAUCUCUAUGAAUCCUCAACCACUCUUUUGGAGGAGGGCUCUGCUCAGCUUCCUUCUUCAGGAGAGUUCAGUGGAUCAGGGUCCGCGAUCUUCCUGGAGGAGCUUGACCGGGAAUGGGAGCUCGACCAAACCCGGUCGGCUCUCAGAGACUCCCGUCUGAGCUUCAGCGGUAGAUCUGAAGAUGAAAACAGAGAGGGACUGUCCUCUACUUUCUACUUUGAGAGCGAGCGAGAGGCGGCCACCACCGGAGAGCCAGAGAACCGGGCGUUUCUGUCAUGGGUGACCUGGUCAGCUGAGUCUGACUCUGGCUCUGGUCAAGGAGGGUCAGUGAGCUCUCAGAGCGAUGAUAUUCCCAUACAGCUCGUAAUUCCUAAACUCACUCUCCGAGAGUCAGAGGAAGACCAGAGCGCAGAGGCGAGUAACAGCAGUCCGGAGUCUCGUGUCGGGAUGGUGGGAGGCACAGAGAAGGAGAAGAGGACGGUUGUUCCUCUGGCUGUGGUUUCCACUCUCACUGUCCUGUGUCUGCUGGUGCUGGUGGGGAUUCUCAUCUAUUGGAGAAGGUGCUUUCAAACGGCACAGUUUUAUGUAGAGGACAACAUUUCAGGCCGAGCCAUAUCGGCCCCAUCAACACCUCUUCUUCUGCCUACAGCAGAGGACAAUGAAGCUCUCUCCGUAAAGGAAUUUGUAAAACACGUUGCUGAUCUUCACACAAAUCACACAUUCUCCAAAGAAUUUGAGAUCUUGAAAGAGUCUUACGAGGAGAUUCAGGGCUGUACGGUGGACAUCGGCAUCACUACAGACAGCUCCAACCAUCCAGACAAUAAGAGCAAGAACAGAUACAUUAACAUCCUGGCCUAUGAUCACAGUCGGGUUAAACUCUCACAAAACUCUGACAAAGAUGGAAAGACUGGGGACUACAUUAAUGCCAACUAUGUGGAUGGCUACAAUCAGCCGAAAGCAUAUAUAGCCGCCCAGGGUCCGCUGAAGGGCAGUCUGGAAGACUUCUGGAGGAUGAUAUGGGAGCAGAAUGUGGGUGUGAUUGUCAUGAUCACUAACCUGGUGGAGAAGGGCCGGAGAAAAUGUGAUCAGUAUUGGCCCUUGGAGAAUCAGGAGGACUAUGGAUGCUUCCUAGUCACGCUGAAGAGCACCAAAACUCUUGCCUACUACACACAGAGGACAUUCACCUUGAGGAACGUUAACGUCAAGAAGGGCUCACAGAAGGGCCGCAGUCAGGAGAGGACGGUGCUUCACUUUCAUUACACUCAGUGGCCCGACAUGGGCGUCCCAGAAUACACUCUGCCCCUGCUGUCAUUUGUGCGGGCGUCCUCGCAAGCCAGGACGAAUGAAAUGGGGCCUGUGGUGGUGCACUGCAGUGCCGGUGUGGGAAGAACAGGAACCUACAUUGUGAUCGACAGCAUGCUGAAGCAGAUAAAGGAGGAAAGUACAGUGAACAUCAUGGGAUUCCUCAAACACAUUAGGACCCAGAGGAACUAUCUCGUGCAGACUGAGGAGCAGUACGUCUUCAUCCAUGAUGCUCUAGUGGAGGCCAUCAGGAGUAAAGAGACUCUGGUCUCAUCCAAUCACAUUCACACAUAUGUGUCUGAUCUCCUCACACCAGGACCUUCAGGAAAGACCCGCCUAGAGAAACAGUUUAAGCUGGUCAGUCAGAGCUGUGCGAAACAGAGCGAUUACACAGUGGCUUUGAAGGAGUGCAACGCAUCUAAAAACAGGACGUCUUGUCUUAUGCCUGUGGAGAGGUCAAGGGUCACUCUGUCUACAGGACCUGGAGAAUCAUCAGACUACAUCAAUGCCUCUUAUUUAAUGGGGUACCAUCAGAGCCGUGAGUUCAUCGUUACCCAGAAUCCUCUGGCAAACACCACACAGGACUUCUGGAGGAUGAUCUGGGAUCAUAACGCACAGAUCAUACUUUCCCUGCCAGAUACACAGAGCGCGAGCAAAGAGGGAGAGUGUGUGUACUGGCCCACUAAAGAUCAGCCAAUCAGCUGCGAGACCUUCACUGUGACCUUCAGAGGUGAGGACAAACUGUGCCUGUCCAAUGAGGAGUCACUCGUGGUACAGGACUUCAUUUUGGAGGCCCUGAAGGACGACUAUGUGCUGGAGGUACGACAGUACCAGAGCCCUCGCUGGCCGAACCCUGACAGCCCCAUCAGCAACUCCUUUGAGCUCAUCAACAUGAUCAGAGAAGAGAGCUCGCGUCGAGAGGGACCCGUCAUCAUCCAUGAUGGGUCUGGAGGGAUGAGUGCUGCUUUACUCUGUUCUCUGACCACCCUGGUUAACCAGCUGGAGGAGGAGAACAGUGUGGACGUCUAUCAGACCGCCAGAUUGAUCAACCUCAUGAGACCGGGCAUCUUUAAUGAUAUUGAUCAGUAUCAGUUCCUCUACAAAGCGAUCCUGAGUUUGGUGAGCACCAAGGAGGACGAGAGAGCUCUUCACUACUCGGAAAACAACGGCACGGUUCCUGCCAACCCGUCGGAAAGCCUGGAGUCUCUCAUGUAGCUAUACAGAGCACUGUCACCCUUCACCCAAGGAAAUGUACAUUGAAUCAAGAGAAAGUAGUUUUUGAAGCCCUCCCAAAGUCUCUACACGGACUACGUGGGUACAGGAUAAACUGUCAUUUGGUCUUUUAUUGUGCCUUUUUGUUACCUUUGUACUUUAAAAUGCUUUGAUAUAAUAUUAUUGUUGUAACUAAUGCCAAAAUUUCUACUCUUUGGAAAAGCAGUGACUGCUGUAUUGCUGGUGAUGUUUUAGGUUUAGUCGGACAUAACUGUUGAAGAAAUAUUUAUAAGUAGCAGGGCAGAUGAUUUCAUACGGUAUCUAUUUUGGGGGUAAAAAAUCUUAGAUAUAAAAGCGUUCUUGAAUGUAGCCUCAUAGUACAGAAGAGAGAGGUGUGAUUCUAAUAUAUAAAACCAUCGGCCACACCAACAGACCAAAAUACAUUUAUAUGACUAGCGCUUCUUUUUUUUUUUACUAUGUCUGUUAUUGUAGCAAUUGAAUGUUUCAUUUUUUAAUUGUAGAAAUUCAAGAUUUUUUAAUUGUAGAAUUUUUUUUUUUUUUUAUUAACUUAGUUGAUAUGUUGUAACUGAUAUUUACGUACAAUUCUAAUGUGUAAUAAUUAGAAAUUUUUACUGCAUCCUUCUAGAUUUAAAUCAGCAGUGAAUCUCUGCGCCGUUUCAUAACCACCAUUCAGUUAUUUAUCCCCAUAUUUAUCAACUUUUAUUUAAACUAAUCAUUUAGGCCUUUUGUCAAGCAUUAACACAGGAUGUACUUGGACACAAGAAAGCAAGCACAAUAAAAAUAAACAAAACAGGAUUUUACAUGCACACCA
Molecule: messenger RNA, 5397 nt
Organism: Onychostoma macrolepis
Lineage: Eukaryota; Metazoa; Chordata; Actinopteri; Cypriniformes; Cyprinidae
Gene: ptprz1b
Product: protein tyrosine phosphatase receptor type Z1b
Exons: 31
Coding region: 228-4568 (1446 amino acids)
Biological process (GO): peptidyl-tyrosine dephosphorylation
Molecular function (GO): protein binding; protein tyrosine phosphatase activity
Source: RefSeq, a predicted model, not a curated record